This is a messenger RNA of Bursaphelenchus okinawaensis, 2396 nucleotides long. The record is from the annotation of a GenBank genome assembly. NCBI's taxonomy places the organism in Eukaryota, Metazoa, Nematoda, Chromadorea, Rhabditida, Aphelenchoididae.
AUGAAGUGGUCGAUUCUUUUUGUGAUCUUCUCCUGUGCUUAUGGUAAGUUGUUUUACUGUGGAGUUAGUGUUCGUACUAGUAACUUUCAUUUGUUUUAAUCCUAUCUUUUAGUGUUUUUGUUUACUCUAACCCUACAUAAACGUUGAUUAUGCAGUGGUUUAUAACAGUACCAUCUUACUAAGACUUCUAAUAACUUUGAUUUGAGCUUUACCUUUACAUAGUAAUCUUUUAUAGUAAAACCAUAGUAAAAAUAGUAAACUAGAAUUAAAAUCUGACCCAUUUUGAUGAUUUUCUAACUUCCUCUCCUAUCAUGAUUAAUAACUUUUAUCACUUUCUUAAACCCAAAGAACCUUAUGGUUAAUAACGGUCAUUCCUGCUGUGAUAUCUUUGAUCAGUCAGGUAUUUGUUAUGCUGUGAAGCCUAGAACAAUUAGAUAUUUGUCGUGCUGUGACGCCUAAAAAUACGUCAAGUACAUUAAGGUUUCUUCAGCUAGACCAGAAUUGACAGAUCUACUACAAGCUGAACCAAACGAGAUCUUGUCUCAGUUUGUACCAUCUUGUAAAGCUCUGCUACAGAAUGGUUAGUUAUAGUGAUUAAUGCAAAAUCUAGAGUUUUAUUAGGUUUUUCAAUUAAUUCUGUGCUCUCUAAUUUAGAAAGUUUUCUUUGAAUGAAGGCGCAGAAUUAUUGAUCUACCUAUUAGUUACAGUAUAGCCUCUUCAUGACAAGUAUUUCGAAAAAAAAACUUUGUGACAAAGGUUUUACUUUACCUUCUUUAGCUGAUGGUUGUUUUGAAAUUGUACUUUAUUACAAUAUGAAAAUUCUUGGCGUUUUUUGACGGUCAAUAUACCGUACUUUGACGCUAAGACUUUUGCGAAACUUUAGUACAUUACAAAAAAGAAGUCCUGACUUUAGACUUUUUCAUUUUCGAACGAAUUCAAUCAACAGAAGUAAUUGUUUAAAGUCUGAGUAAUACGUAAAACUAGCGACGUAUGUUAUGUUGUCAUCAAUCACAAACAAUUUAGUCAGUAAAAUUGGUCUUUUUAUAGCAAAAGUAAAAAAAACGAGGCAGGAUAAUUACAAUUUUUUUUAUUAUUAUUUUUAAAUGUCAUUUUAUAAUAAUCAAAAUCAAAACUCAAACAUAUUUUAAAAUUAUCACAACUUUUUAAAAAUAUUAUAUUGUUGUAAGUCAAAUAAUAAUAUUGCCAUAAGCCAUACAAUAUAGAACUCGUAUCUUUUUAGCCUCUCCUCUCCUACCACAACUCCCACCAUCCCCAUUCCCAUCAAAACAAGAGUACCUUAGACUAGGCAAUAAAGCUGUUCAAGAGAUGAAGAGCUUGGUGGAGUCAGAUGUAGAGACAACAUGGCCAGAAGUGGAAAGAGAAGAUGAUGAUUACAAGAUCUACUCCAAGAAAAGUCCUUUCAAAGAGCUGAAAGAGGACCUGUUGAUGUUGGAGACUACUGCCAAGGCUAAUAUCUCGAAGGUGGCUACACUGAUGGCUCCAUUCAGAGGCUACAGAGCGAAGUGGGACGACCUGUACGAGUUUAACAAUGUCAUCGAGAACUUGGGCAAUGAGGUAGGUUAAUAUAGGUUUUAUGGUUCAUAUAGACCUUCUGCUCAAUUUAAAAGAUAUUGGCGGAAAAAAACUAGUGAGACCUUGUGAAAUAUUACAGUACUACCUUUUUAAAACCAGAUAUUCAAAUUCAAAUCACCAAAAUAUCUCAUUUUAAAUAUAAAUGUCAAUUUUUUCAGACCUAUAUUAUCCAUGAAGCUGUGCACUCAGUGUUCGUCCUCUCAGCUCGUGAUGCUGUUUUAGUAUGUAAAGAGGAACACUUCGGCACAACCUUGAUCUUGGGAUGUCACAACACUACCCAUGUCAACGUACCAGAGAAGGAAGACUAUGUUCGCACCGUGCAGAGAUUGGUCGGAUAUUACCUUACUCCAGAUGAGAAAAACCCUCAUUGGACCAAGAUUCAUGUAAGUCAUACUACUUUUAUAGGCUCUAAUAUAUGUUGGAAAGUGAAGAAUACUGUACUUUAAUUACACUAUCUGUUUCAUAACUAUUUUUACCUAAAAAUAUUACUUUAUCGUUGUUUUAAGAUCGUUUCUGAGCUAAAUUAGCCUAAAAUUUUGCCAUUUUGUAAAUAUUUUACACCUUCAGCAGUAUCAUAAAAGUCAUACUGUAGCUUAAAAUUUUAAUUACUGUCUAUAAACUAUCAAUACAUGUCAAAAAACCUUCAAAAACUAUAUAUAAUCGUAUGUUUUCAGGCCAUUAUUGGAGUAGAUCUGAACCUGAAGGUGGGCUUCUUCUCAAGCUUGGUCAACCGAUUCAAACCAGGCCAACUGGUCGAUUUCGUUGGUCGGUUAAACGACGCGGUCAAAAACUACAAAUUCUGA